Messenger RNA from Durusdinium trenchii, 1505 nucleotides. NCBI's taxonomy places the organism in Eukaryota, Dinophyceae, Suessiales, Symbiodiniaceae. The record is from the annotation of a GenBank genome assembly.
ACUAGGAGCAAGGACGCUACUAGUAGCUCCUGGCCAUACUACUAGGAGCAAGAAGCUACUAGUAACAAGGGCAUUUCUACUAGGAGCAAUGACGCUACUGUAGCUCCUGGCCAUACUACUAGGAGCAAGAAGCUACUAGUAACAAAGGCAUUUCUACUAGGAGCAAGGACGCUACUAGAAGCUCUGGAGAUCCGUUUCUGACGGCUGAGGUCGGAUUUUCGACGCACAGCUCAAGAUAGGUUUUCCGAUUGAGGACGUAGUUCUUUACUCAACCGUCUGGCAUCGUGGAAGCCUCCAAGGACGUGUUCAGUUACAGCAGAUAUCGUAUUUUGCUUUGUUUCGUAUCAUAUCUAAGAAUUUAUCUUUUCCAUUGUCAUUUGUAUCUGACUCUGGGUGCUGCCAAUCGAUCUUGGAUUCCCAACUCAUGUAUUUCGUAGAAUGAACCUGGCGAGCUUACUCCUUUGUGGACAGGUGAACGGCUGUGUCCAGUCUGGUGGCUCCAUCAUGGCGGUGGCAUCUGGCCUUGGAAUGCAGCACUCGCCCAGGCCGAUUGCUGCAUCGCCGGUCUUUUCUGCAUUCCAGGGAGGAUCUCGCUCAACCACACCCACCAUGGCUUGCCAGGCUAUGGCCGCGCGGGCAGCUGGCACGGCAGCACCAGUGGUGGCACACAACAUCUCGAACCAGAAGCCGAGAUCCUCCUCGGCGCCGCGAGUUUCAAGCGUGACCUAUGCACAUGGAGCGAAUGUGCGGGCCUCCUCACAGCCCAUGCAGCCGAUGCUGCGCCAGGUUCCAGCUCAGCCAGUGCACGCACAGUUCUCUGGCGGGCCACAUCCCUAUGCGCGACAGGUGCUGGUCUCUGACCCUGCAGCGCGGGCAGUUUCGCCAGCAAACCACAUUGCUCAGAUGGCCAGAGCACCUGUCACCAGAGGCACUGUGGGCGGCUAUCCAACUAGGAAGGCUUCACCAACCAGCCCAGGUAUGUGCCAGGUCCAGAUUGGCCAGGCCCCAUUGGCCACCCGGGGCAGAUCGCCUGCGCCUGUGAUCACGCAAGGACUGCGUGCGCCCAGUGGCCCCAGGGCAGCGACGCCAAGCAUCGUGAAGCCGAUGGUGGCCGGUGUCCACGCAGGGAUGGUUGCUCGGCAUUCAUUGGGUGCCCAGAUCAAGCCUGGUUUCGUCGCAUGAUGGAUCCGACAAAAUAGAACAAAUGUACUGGUCACCGCAGAGUGCCUCGGACCUUGCAAGCUAAUGAGAAGCAGCCAGUUCCGCAUGUGCCACAUGCCAGAUCCAGUGUGAGUUGUUUUUGGCCAGGAGGUGCCUGCAUCGCAUUUGCUGAUAGGGCAUUCUGACAUUCCGUUGUUUCUUUUCUGGUCUUUUCUUGUGGCUGGAUCUGCCCAUCCAUUUCCAGCGAGCGAUGGGUUUGGUUGCCUAAUGUGGCAACAACAGAGUUGAGCCAAGCCGAAGUUCCAGGUGAGGGUCCGAAGUUGUCCUUCGUCCCUUUCCAGUGC